AUGGAAGCCUGGGGCAAUGCGCGGCCGUUCUUCCGGUGCAUAUUUCUCUUCAUCUGCUUGACCAACGCGGUCGCCUGCUUCGCCAUCUUCACGUACACAUUAACCAUCGUGGACUUUGCCAACGAUAACGGAUUCAGCCACUACAACGCCGCCAUGAUCAUGACGGCCAUGUCCGUUGGCUGGGGUGGCGCCAGUCUGUCCAUGGCCCCCAUCGUGGACAGCGGCAUCACUUCGAAAGAAACGGUGAUCUUCAGCAGCUUCGUCAUUCAGGGCUCCGGGCUCGUGCUCAUGGCCCUGCUCAAGACGAGCUAUCUCUGGCUGGUGGCUUCAGGCUUUAUGAUCGGCUGGGGCCAGGGCAGCCGCGGCUUCCUGCCCUUCGUCCUGCUGUCGGAGACGUUCAAGAAGCGGCAGACGCCCGUCGCCUUCGCACUGAUGAGCGUGUCGUGCGCAGUGCCGUUUCUGGCACGAGCGCCCAUCAUCGGGUACGUCCGUGACACACUUGGCAGCUACGACGUGCUCAUGCUGACGCUGGCAGUCAUCGAAUCUGUAUUCGCGUUCUUCUGGGGUGUCCUCGCCUUUUGCAAGUGGAGGAAGAAGCGAGCUAAGUUUUGCGUAACUGCGCCUUUGGUAUUGCAACACGAAAGCGCCCCACGGACGAAGUAG
This is a messenger RNA of Ixodes scapularis (black-legged tick), 663 nucleotides long. RefSeq names its product monocarboxylate transporter 12-B-like. Gene Ontology annotation, molecular function: transmembrane transporter activity. Bases 1 to 663 code for a protein of 220 amino acids. The record is from RefSeq and is a predicted model, not a curated record. Gene Ontology annotation, biological process: transmembrane transport. The transcript has 3 exons. NCBI's taxonomy places the organism in Eukaryota, Metazoa, Arthropoda, Arachnida, Ixodida, Ixodidae.